AUGAAUUCAUCAUCAUCAUCCUCCGGCUACAGACAAACCCAGUCUCCCAGCUCUACUCUCACCAAAUCACCUGGCUCAACAUUUGAACGGAAAACCUAUGUCACCCGCCAUGCAACAUAUGAAGGGAGCUCCAGUGCUAACUCUUCUCCCGAGUUCCCCAGGAAAGAGUUUGCAUCUGCCUCCACAAGAGGGCGAAGCCAAAGUCGAGAAAGUGAAAUACGAGUCCGACUGCAGAGCGCGUCACCCUCUGGCAGAUGGACAGAGCUGGAUGAUGUGAAACGUUUGUUGAAAGGAAGUCGAUCAGCAAGCUGCAGCCCUACUCGAUCACCGUCAAGUACUCUCCCAAUACCAAAAAAAGCUGUGGUGGAGACAAAAAUGGUUACGGAGAGCUCUCAAUCAGUGUCAGGGACAUAUGAUACAACUAUACUGAAUACUGCUCUCCCUUCAUAUAUGUGGUCCUCUACUCUGCCUGCCGGGUCUUCCCUUGGUGGAUACCACAACAGCACGGCCCAGAGCUCUUCUUUGAUCAACGCUAUGUCUCACUCUACAGGAUCAGUCUUUGGUGUUCCAAAUAACUUGGCUCCCAGCAAUCCCACUCUGAACACGGGCCUGAGCACUUCCUCAACAGUGUUUGGUGUUCAAAACAACCUAUCUCCAAGCUCUGCAACUCUGGCCCAAAAUGCCACUGCAGCCUCCACAGCAUAUGGGCUGAAGAACACUUCCCAGAGCAACACCAUGGCUAGUACUGGCGUGUCUGCCUCAGCAGGAGGAACUGUUUUGAGCUCCCAGGGAGAUGACAUCCUGCACAAAGACUGCAAGUUCCUGCUGCUUGAGAAGGAGAAUGUCCCAGCCAAGAAGGAGAUGGAGCUCUUGAUCAUGACAAAGGACAGUGGCAAGGUCUUUAGUGCCUCUACCACUGGGCUCAAUGGAGGAUCCUUUGUAGAAGACACCUUGAAGAAAGAGAAGCAGGGAUUUUCCUCCUCUUAUGGUGCAGAUGCUGGCCUAAAAUCAGAAGCAAAUGGAGGACUAAAAUCUGUGCCAACAAGGGACAAAGCAACUUAUGCAGAAAUACAUGGUGGUGAUGCAGGGGGUGCAGUGGGAUCAGCACCAUCCUGGUGCCCCUGUGGUUCCUGCUGUAGCUGGUGGAAAUGGCUCCUGGGUUUGCUUCUGGCCUGGUUGCUUCUUCUUGGAUUGCUCUUUGGACUCAUUGCUCUGGCGGAAGAAGUGAGACAGCUGAGAUCUCGUGUGAACGACCUGGAAAGAAUCAAUGACAGCUACCUGACAGUUAACCCAGCAAGUGCGAAUAUAGACAAGGAAGUUUCAAAAGCAGAAUUUGUUCGUGGCAUGCCACCCUCUUCAGCCUUCUCUUAUGGAGAUGAAGAGUCAGUUUGGCUGAUGGUGAAGAGCAGACUGAACAAGGAAAUAGAACGAGGCUACUUCCGAGGAGAGAGAGGAGAACCUGGUCUGAAAGGUGACAUGGGAAUGCAAGGGCUCAAAGGAGAGCGAGGGCUUCCUGGAGUCCCAGGCAUUCCUGGUCCAAUUGGACACCAAGGACCAGAAGGACCAAAAGGACAGAAAGGCAGCAUGGGUGAUCCUGGCAUGGAAGGUCCCAUGGGACAGAGAGGUCGAGAAGGGCUACCAGGGCCUCGAGGAGAACCUGGACCACCUGGAUUUGGAGAAAAAGGAGACAGAGGUGUUGUUGGUGAGCCAGGUCCUCCAGGGCCACCUGGUCCCCCUGGUUCUGCUGGCCUUAAAGGUCUAAUGGGUUCUCCAGGCCCGCAGGGUCCUCCAGGUCCUCCUGGCCUACAAGGAUUUAGAGGAGAAGCAGGUCUUCCAGGUGCUAAAGGUGAGAAAGGAGCUGCUGGAGCCCCUGGACCAAAAGGUGAUCAGGGUGAGAAAGGUGCUCGCGGAAUGACAGGUGAACAAGGCUUAAGAGGAAUGCCUGGUGUUCCGGGAGAGCCAGGGGCUAAGGGAUCAGUAGGACCAGCUGGCCGUGAUGGGCAGCCAGGUGAAAGAGGUGAGCCAGGUCUUAUGGGAAUGCCAGGAGCCCGAGGCCCACCAGGACCCACCGGAGAUGCAGGACAGCCAGGUCUCACAGGACCCCAAGGACCCCCAGGGCUUCCAGGCAACCCAGGCCGACCAGGGGCUAAAGGAGAACCUGGAGCUCCAGGCAAAGUUAUAAGUGCUGAGGGUUCAUCAACUAUUGCUCUGCCAGGCCCACCAGGUCCCCCAGGCCCACCAGGUCCCCCAGGCCCACCAGGUGUUCCAGGUCCUGUUGGGCCAGCUGGUCUCCCUGGACAGCAAGGUCCACGGGGUGAGAAGGGAUCCGCAGGUGAAGCUGUGAUAGAAACCAUCAAAACAGAAGUCUCAUCGUUAACGUCUCAGAUGCUGGCAGAUUUACAAGGGCGAGCAGGACCACCAGGUCCCCCUGGACCUCCAGGUGAAUCUGUGCAGGGACCCCCUGGACCUCGUGGCCCCCCAGGAGAAGGAUUGCCAGGACCUCCAGGCCCACCAGGGAGACCAGGAUCUUUCACGCCAACCUCAGAAACAUUCUUCACAGGCCCACCAGGCCCACCAGGCCCAAAGGGAGACCAAGGCGAACCAGGCCCACGAGGAUUCACAGGUGAACCCGGUGAGCCUGGCCUCCCAGGAAUCUCCUCACACGAUGGCAGAGUGACCAUGCAGGGACCUCCAGGAGUUCCAGGCCCACCAGGCCCUCCAGGACCCAAAGGUGAUGCAGGUGUCCCAGGUGCUCCUGGCAUCCCAGGAGCAUCGCGAGGUGGAUCCAGACAAAUUCAGGGACCCCCAGGACCUCCCGGGCCACCUGGUCCUCCUGGCCCAGGUGGAAGCUCAUCUCAAGAGAUUCAGCAGUAUGUCACUGACUUCCUGAAGAGUGACAAUGUAAGGCAUUAUUUGACUGGUGCCCAAGGCCCACCAGGCCCACCCGGCCCACCUGGAGUCAUCACUAUGGCAGAUGGAAAGAAUUUGGACUAUGCGGAGCUGGCUGCCCGUGUUAUGAGCUACAUGACAGGCUCUUCAAGUCGUUAUCAUUCAUUUGACAGUUCGAUAUCAACUACAUCCGUUUUGUACCAAGAACUUUUGGACAUGCUGCAGAGUUCUGGGAUGAACAUUGGGCUCCCCGGACCACCAGGGCCUCCAGGGACACCUGGCAUAUCUUACAGUGACCUAACAGCAUACCUGCGGAACUCUGAAUUCAGUGGCCUUGUUGGUCCCCCUGGACCUGUAGGGCCCCAGGGACCCCCAGGGAUCCCUGGAUCACCCGGCACCUCUCUGGAAGACCUCUCUGCUUACCUGCAAAGUGUGGGCUACUCCUCCCUCUCUGGAAUCCAGGGCCCACCUGGCCCUCCUGGCCCUCCAGGACCACCAGGCUUCUCGGGAACCGGACUCCUGUCCUAUGCUGACAUCACUCACAGUGACGAGUUCAGGAGCGAGCUGAUCCAGUACCUGAAGAGUGAUGAAGUUCGAAGCUACAUCUCGGGGCCACCUGGGCCCCCUGGGCCACGGGGACCACCAGGACCAAAAGGAGAUAGUGGUUUGGUGGCAGGGUCCCUGGCUGCAUCAUACCAAGAGUCACUGGCUUCUGAGAAGGCACAUGGAGGAUCCCUUGGUGCUGGGGGAUCCAGUGGGGGAUUGCUGGGCACAGGCAGCUCGUACAGCAGCUCCAUGAGCAGAAUGUCAUCUUACAGCGCCUCCUCCACUGGCAGCGAGGGCUCAUAUGGUUCCUCCAUGGGCGGCGAGGGCUCUUACAGCACCUCCAGGGGCAGUGAUGGGUCUUUCGAUGGGCUGCUGGCAGGAGAAGAGGCGCACAGGAGAUCGGUGGGCUCAAGCAGCGCCUACAGUGACUCCUUCACCGGAUCCCUGGAUUACAAUGAGCUGGCACUCCGUGUGUCGGAGAGCCUACAGAGCCGAGGUAUCCUUCAAGAUCUGAUGUCUUACAAUGCACAGGGACCCCCAGGUCCCCCAGGCCCUCCUGGUCCCCCUGGAAUCAGCAGAGUUUUUGCAUCCUACGGCAAUGUAACCGAGGACCUCAUGGACUUCUUCAGAACAUAUGGUACCAUCCAGGGGCCACCUGGUGAGAAGGGGGAGAGGGGUUAUCCUGGACCCAAAGGUGACCCUGGACCAAUGGGCCCUCCAGGACGCCAAGGGCACGGGGACCAAAAGGAGAGAAAGGAGAGAAAGGUGAGCAAGUGUAUGUUGGCAGAAGAAGAAAAAGAAGAAGUGUGGGUGUCUAAGGACAGAGCCAGCUCAGUUUUUCACUGGGCAGCGUUCCUGACAGCCGGUACAGAAUUAGCCUGA
Molecule: messenger RNA, 4317 nt
Organism: Struthio camelus australis
Lineage: Eukaryota; Metazoa; Chordata; Aves; Struthioniformes; Struthionidae
Source: RefSeq, a predicted model, not a curated record